Molecule: messenger RNA, 1800 nt
Organism: Ramularia collo-cygni
Lineage: Eukaryota; Fungi; Ascomycota; Dothideomycetes; Mycosphaerellales; Mycosphaerellaceae
Exons: 3
Coding region: 1-1800 (599 amino acids)
Biological process (GO): SNARE complex assembly
Cellular component (GO): endosome; lytic vacuole
Molecular function (GO): SNARE binding
Source: RefSeq, a predicted model, not a curated record
AUGGCGCACUCGACCUCCCCCUCGCAAUAUCUCCUCCCCACAUCCCUCAAACUCCGCAACUUGCAAUCCAYUUCCCUCCGUAAUCUCCGUCUGGCCUCUUCCAGCAACCCCUCCACCUCAACAUCCUCCAGCACCAGCACCACCGCCGACGACGACGCCCUCCCACAAACUCUACACUCCCCGGCAAAACUGUUGGCCUUGAAUGAAGAACACACGAUCAAUCAUGCCCGCAGCCACUCGGAUCUCCGCGGACAUGUCGAAAAGGAAGCGGGCAAGAGCAGGCCUCAGGUGAGGAGAUUGCGGAGGAGAAGUACAAUCGACUGGGCCAAUGCUACGCCGCAGACACGACAGAGGAAAUGGGAAGCGGCAAUGGGGGAGAGGAUGGGUGAUGUCUUUUUCAGUUUGCAUAUGGGUGGGAUUGAAGUACCGGUAUAUGUGUCGGRAAUGGUGGAGCAGACGAUGAAUCCCACGUUUGGAAGUAUUGAUUGGGCCGGGUGUGGCGCGGGGAUUUUACGAGGGGAGGAGGUGUUGGUCAAGGUUUGGGGCAAAGGGAAGGAGGGUUGGGCCUUGGUUGUGACGAUGGAGGUGGAUUUGAGGAGGUUGGUGUAUGUGGGGAAGAAUCUGGCGAAUAUGACCCGCUCCCUCCCAUCCAAUGCUCUGCUUUUCCAUCUUCCGGAUGGUGUCUACACUACACCCAGCUCUCCGUUUGCUCCRAUCCCACCACGGAGAACUAAACCUCCUCCCUCCGCCAGGAAUAUCAAAUGCACAUCCACUUUUGAUGCCCUUCUUCGCCUUCAGAAACUCACCGAUACCAUUCAGGAUGCCCUCGAGACACGGAAUAAAAUUGCCCAGGAUCUGGAACAUCUCCUUCUAGCCAACAAGCAGUCUCUUGAGGAACAGGAUGAACUCUCCGAGACCAAUGACCGCCUCAAAACCAUCGAAUACGCCAAAUCUACAGUCUCGAAGCAACUCGCCAAAGUCCGAGCUCAACAAGCCGAGAAACGCGCCUCUCUUGCCAAACGAAGAGAACUCAUGACAUCCUCUCUUGCAUCUCGAAAGUCUCUCCUCAAAGAAAUGACCGACACGAAACCCACUUUCCCCUCCCUCCGUGAUCAACACCAGAAAUGCACCGGAGAGAUCCAAUCCCAACGCCGACGCAUCUGCGAAGACCUACAAGUCUGCUAUCCCAUCACUUCAACCCCCAACAAACCUCUUGCAUUCCGCAUCAGAGGUCUUCAACUCCCACACACCGAAGAACUGGAUUCCCUCCCACCUGAAGAAGUAGCCGCUGCCUUGGGCCACGUCGCGCAUGUGUUGCAACUACUAUCCUUCUACUUCCGACAUCCCCUCCCUUAUCCCAUCACCCCUCGAGGAAGCACCUCCACCAUCUACGACGGCAUCAGCCUCCUCUCCACCUCGGCACACAGCAAAACCAAAGGAGGAGACGUCCGCACCUACCCGCUCUUCUCCAAAAGCGUCCCUCGUUUCCGCUUCGAAUACGCCGUAUUCUUACUUGGCUGGAAUCUCAAAGUCUUCCUGGAAGAAGGCUGGGGUGUGCGCGUGGAGGAUCCGAGAGAGGCAUUGGGGAAUCUUAAGCUAGGGUUUGUGUUGGGGACGGAAGGGGAAGGGGAGGUGGUUGGGAGGAAAGUUGGAGGGAUUAGAGGUUUGGGGAGGAGAAGGGGGAGUCGGGAGAGUGUGAGAAGUGCGGGGAGUGCGGGUGGCAAGGUGGCGAAUGGGAGGGUCAAGGGUGCGAGGGAGCGGUUGAGGGAGAUAUCCAGGGUUGAUGGCGUGGUGGUUUGA